Tuber aestivum (summer truffle) is the source of this 2065-nucleotide messenger RNA. NCBI's taxonomy places the organism in Eukaryota, Fungi, Ascomycota, Pezizomycetes, Pezizales, Tuberaceae. The record is from the annotation of a GenBank genome assembly.
GGCGCGGAGACGAGGAAGUGCAAAGUCCAGCUGGGGGAUAACGACUGGCGGGGUGAGGAUAAGUGGCGAGUGCUAGAGGGCAUGGUCACCCCGGGCUCGUUUUCGAAACCGGCACCGGCAGCGGCUGUUUGCUACGCUGGGGAAUUAUACGAUGAGGCGGGGUGUGCGGGGGUUGUCGAGGGGUGGAAUAACUUCGAUUUUUAGUGAGAUUUGCUCCUUCUUCCCUUCCGAGUGACAUGUUCUGACUAUUGAAAAAAAACAAAAAAACAAUAGCGAUGAACAUCUCUCGUCGAUCAUGUCCCCGCUAUACACCGGCAUGUCUUGCCUCCCCACGACGAAUUCCACGGAUGGAACAUGCACCCAGGGAACCUACCCCAUCUACGUCGUCAGCACGAGAACGGUCCGGGACGUCCAGGUUAGCGUCAACUUUGCCAGGAAUCAAAACUUGCGCCUGGUCGUCAAGAACACUGGACACGACUUUGGUGGAAAGUCCUCCGGGAGGGGGUCGUUGAGUGUGCGAAUGAAUUUGUUGAAUGAGAUGGCGUUUAUAGAGGAGUAUAGUGGAGGUGGGUAUAUGGGACCCGCGUUCAAGGUGGGUUCGAGUGUGGAGGGGAGGGAUAUCUUCGCUUUCGCGAAAGAGUUUGGGUAUAUGGUGGUCAGUGUGGAGGGGGCGGUAUGUGCUCUUGUGCUCCCGAGUGGGUAUUAGAGGUGCACCGGCCGAUCGUCGAAGACGGUUGGAUAUGCUGGUGGGUAUAUACAGGGAGGUGGCCAUUCACCACUAGGCAGUGCCCUGGGGAUGGGCACGGACUCUGUCCUCUCACUCAAUGUAGUCAUGGCGAAGGGCCGCUUCGUCACUGCUAGCAAAGAAAAUCACCCGGAUCUAUAUUGGGCCCUCUGCGGGGGGGGGGGGGGAAGUGAACGCCCCACAUUCGCCCCCCUCACAGAAACCCGCCAGUAAAGUCUAGCAGACGGAAUGGAAUAGGCACCUCCGGCAUCACAACUUCCAUAACCGUAAGGGCGCACAGAGACAUCCCCAUCACAAUCUCCUAAUUCACCCGGACUGCGAGCACCAAGGAUAUGCAAGCCGUGGCAACCGGAAACCUGGACACACCGACUUCUGGGAAGUCGUAAAAGUCUACUUCCGUCUCUUCCCAGAGCAUGCGGACAAGGGAAUCUACAGCUACUGGAACAUCGUAGUCCAGCCCGACAAAGGGAUAAAAUUUGUCAUGGCCCCUUCAUUGCUCCAUGCUCCUCAGCAGAAGAAGUCACAACCCUCCUCUCCCCAAUCAUCGCCAAGGCUGCAGACCUCGGGAUCAAGGUCGACUCCGUAACUACCUCAUUAAUGAACUUCCACGACGCCUGGAAAGCCGGGUCCCGCAGGAGCGCGUGGGCGGGUGGAAUACAUGCGUGGGAUCCAGACUAUUCCCCCGAGAGAACUUCAUAAACCAGGAUAAAUUGGAGAAGACGUUCGAGGGGAUCAAGAACGAAGGUAAUAUCGCCACACUCCGUAUCGGGUUCAAUGUAGCGCCGACCUUAAAGGCCGGAGGGAUGCCGGACAGUUCGGUGAAUCCAGCGUGGAGGGAGGCGGUGAUGCACAUUAUUACCGGCACCAGCUGGGAUGCGGGAAUUCACGAUCUGGAGCACAUCGCCGGAUUGCAGAGAGUUUACGAACGUUCGCAUGCAGAAGUAGAGGGACGUGUCGCCGGGUUCCGGGGGCUAUCUUAGCGAGGUAGGAUUCGUGAAGGAUGAAAGGAUGGGCGGGCGGAGGGUGCCAAUGCUCGUAGGUGAUUUCUUAGACCGAUAUCAAUAAGCCGGAUCAUCAACAGGCGUUCUGGGGGACGAAUUAUCCGAGGCUGUACGGGAUUAAGCAGCGGUAUGACCCCACGGGGGUGUUCUUUGCUGAAACGGUACGUCACGCUUCUCUCGAGUCCUGGGGUGAGAGUUCAGCCUGGGUUGAUUGCUGAUGGCUUAUAGUCUAUUGGUGUAGAGGAUUGGAGAACUGGGUUCUGGAGAAUUGGUCCUUUGUGCCCUGCUUGAAAAUGAGGUCUCGCAUUAUGCCAAUUGA